CUCAUGCUCUUUGUACAGCCGGCCUGUACCGUAUAUUUUGCCGAGCAAAGGCUGCUACAAAACUCCACUGCAUAAUCAAAGCCUCCAAACGAUCAUUUCAGCGAUAGAAGUCUGAGCUUGGCUCAUCCUCAGACUCAACCUCUUCUUUUCGCUUCUAGGAUUCUGGAGCCCCAACUGUUUGAUACAAGUCCAUGGCUACUGGAUGUUGCGUUGCUACUGCUCAAAUCCACUGUGCACUCCCCAGUUCUUGUAUCGGCUUGCCCUCGUACACUUCCUGGUCUCCGGGUCAUAAACAUAGCCAUGCCAAUUCUUUCAAGGAGCUAAUGCCCAGCGGAGGGAGUGGAAUCAGGUGCCAAUCGACUAGAACAGAUGAGAGGAAAUCAAGGAUGAAUUUUUUAGAUAAUGCAAGCAAUCUCCUCACAAAUUUGUUGAGUGGGAGUAAAAUUGGAUCCAUGCCAAUUGCUGAAGGUGCCGUCUCUGAUCUUUUUGGUCAACCGCUUUUCUUCUCAUUGUACGAUUGGUUCUUAGAGUAUGGCUCGGUGUACAAACUUGCUUUUGGGCCAAAAGCAUUUGUUGUUGUAUCGGACCCCAUUGUGGCUAGGCAUAUUCUUCGUGAAAAUGCAUUCUCAUAUGACAAGGGAGUUCUCGCUGAAAUUUUGGAACCUAUAAUGGGAAAAGGACUAAUACCUGCCGACCUUGAUACUUGGAAACAAAGGAGAAGAGUCAUUGCCCCUGGAUUCCACACUUCAUACUUGGAAGCUAUGACGAAAGUAUUCACCGAUUGUUCUGAAAGAACAAUGUUGAAAUUUGAAAAGCUUAUAGAAGCAGAAGAAGACUCAAAGGGUGAAAAAACAAUGGAAUUGGAUCUUGAGUCAGAAUUUUCAAAUUUGGCAUUGGAUAUUAUUGGGCUUGGUGUUUUCAAUUAUGAUUUUGGUUCUGUCUCUAAAGAAUCUCCGGUAAUCAAGGUAUGGGUGAUGCAUGCUCAAACAUAGAAGGGGUAAAUUAGACUUUUAAAACAAAAUAUUAACCUAGUUAAAACCCUUUAGACGUAAGUUAAAGGCUACCAAAAGCUCAAACCGAAGCCAGCUUUUGAAAAUAGUCCGUUGCACCUCUGCGAUGGCUCCUUCUCCAAGAAUGACCAUCAUCUAUUUGUGCUGCUCUGCGAAGACUUCUCCUCCAAGAACGAUACAUGCUGCCCUCCUCUGCCUUCAGUAGUAUGACUAGUAUCUUCUUCUCCAACAGCUUUGCUGCAGACCUGCAGUCUUCUUUUCUUCUUCUUCUUCUCGUAUGGAGUCUAGUCAGUCUACUGUCUUGUUUAAGCCCACAGGAGAACAUCUUGACCCAGCUUGGAAGGCUUAAACUCUUACAUUAGAACCUUGUUUUUGACUUAAUGUUUUGAUUCAAGAUGUUUUAAUUAUUAAUAGCAAAUUAUGUUUUGUUCAUGAAAGUAUGAAACUAAAGAGUAUUUCUAUGUAAUUUAGGUGGGUGAACCAUCUAGUUUCAAUAGUCUCUUUGCAGACCUUAGGUGUACCUUAGCAUAGCUAAAACAUAUGCUUCCAGUAAGGCAAAGAGUAUUUUUUUCAUAUGUAUGUAUUACAUAUGCUUCUAGUAG
Messenger RNA from Cuscuta epithymum, 1612 nucleotides. The record is from the annotation of a GenBank genome assembly. Lineage: Eukaryota; Viridiplantae; Streptophyta; Magnoliopsida; Solanales; Convolvulaceae.